Erigeron canadensis is the source of this 1739-nucleotide messenger RNA. Its product is annotated as rop guanine nucleotide exchange factor 1-like. Gene Ontology annotation, molecular function: guanyl-nucleotide exchange factor activity. Bases 55 to 1599 code for a protein of 514 amino acids. The record is from RefSeq and is a predicted model, not a curated record. The transcript has 5 exons. Lineage: Eukaryota; Viridiplantae; Streptophyta; Magnoliopsida; Asterales; Asteraceae.
UCAUCACUCACAUUCCAAUCAACAAAAUCAUUGUUUUUAGUAUCAAUAAUAAUAAUGGAAAACUUAUCAUCAGGAGAUGAAUCUGAUCAUCAUCACCAAUGCUACAAUAAGUUUGAUCAGGAUUAUAGUGUUAGUGCUGAUGUUAGUGAGUCCGAAAGUUGUGGAAAUUCUUCUUUUGAUUCUCCGGUUGCUUCCACUUCUCGUAGUACGCCUCAUUUCACCUCCUCUUUCCCUGACAUUUCUCCGGCUAAACCCGGAGGAAUGUACACUGGGAAAGCACAGAAUGAAAACUUAUCUGAGGCUCGAUUGAUGAAAGAUAGAUUCUCAAAGCUGUUGCUUGGAGAAGAUAUGACUGGUAGAGGAAAUGGAGUUUGUACUGCCCUUGCUGUCUCUAAUGCAAUUACACAUCUCUCUGCUACUGUUUUUGGGGAUUUAUGGAAAUUGGAACCCCUUAGCCAACAAAACAAGUCAAUGUGGAGAAAAGAAAUGGAAUGGCUUCUAUCAGUAAGUGAUUCAAUCGUCGAGCUUACACCAUCAUUUCAAGAAUUCCCUGAAGGUGGCACUUUUGAGGUCAUGGUGACUCGUCCACGGUCUGAUUUAUAUGUAAAUCUUCCAGCACUAAAGAGGCUAGACGCAAUGCUUGUAGCCAUGCUUGACGGAUUCCAUGAUUCUGAGUUUUCUUAUGUUGAUCGUGGGCAAGUUGAAAGACAUUCUAAUGCUUCACUAUCCGAUAGCUCUUUGGUUCAGUAUGAGGAGAAAUGGUGGCUGCCAUUCCCAAAGGUUCCACCUAAAGGAUUGUCGGAAAAUACAGUUAAGAGAUUGCAACAAUGUCGUGAAUGCAGCAAUAAGAUAUUUAAAGCAGCUGCAUCGAUCAAUGGCAAUGUGUUGACACAGAUGGAAGUUCCUAAAGUUUACUUAGAGAGCUUACCUAAGAGUGCGAAAGUUUGUUUAGGUGAAACACUUCACCACUAUAUAACUACUGCACAGUUCUCACCGGAAUCCCUUUUAGAUUACUUGGAGAUGUCUUCAGAAUGCACCACUCUUCAAAUAGCAAACAGGAUUGAAGCAGCCAUGCAUAUUUGGACACAAAAAUGCUUUAAGAAUCAUGGAUCGGGAAAGCUAUCAUGGACGGGAGGUGUGAAGGGGCUAAGUGGCGACAAAGAAAAAAGUAAACUUUUGGCAGGAAGGGCGAACACACUUUUGAAGAACUUAAAGGUCCAAUUUCCAGGCCUUCCACGGACAACGUUGGAUCUUGACAAGAUUCAAUCUAACAAGGACGUAGGACAAGCUAUACUCGAGAGUUACUCUAGGGUGAUAGAAAGUUUAGCUUUCAACUUAAUGGCAAGGAUUGAUGAUCUCUUAUACGUUGAUGAUGCUACCAAGAAACGAGUGGCAGCAGAAGUUAGAGCUGCCGCAAGUCAACAGCUUAAAAGGUCGUCGACAGUGCGUGGUAGUUCAUGGUCAUCUAUGGUGACAGCACCGGAAUUCAGUCCUUCGCCUUUGACAAUUAGAACACGGGAUAAGAGAAGGUUUUCAUACUGUUCAACUAGCAAUAUUGAUUCAAUGGAAGAAGCUUUAGAAAGAUUAACAUUUAACUAGUAGUCAUCAUAGUUAUGAAGAUAUAGAUGUAUAAUAAUAUAUUUAUAUUUAUGUAUAUGGGUUAAAUUUACUUGUGGGAUAUUAUUUCUUUCGUCUAUGGUGACAUAAUGUCAUAAUGUGGCAUGUUGUUGGCUUAGUUA